This is a messenger RNA of Grus americana (Whooping crane), 2723 nucleotides long. Its product is annotated as glutamine synthetase. The coding region runs from base 30 to 1154 and encodes 374 amino acids. Gene Ontology annotation, cellular component: cytoplasm. Gene Ontology annotation, molecular function: glutamine synthetase activity. NCBI's taxonomy places the organism in Eukaryota, Metazoa, Chordata, Aves, Gruiformes, Gruidae. The record is from RefSeq and is a predicted model, not a curated record. The transcript is spliced from 7 exons.
GGGGGCAGUGCUGGGGCCGGGCUGUCGCCAUGUCGGUGUCGCACAGCUCCAGGCUGAACAAGCUGGUGCGGGAGCAGUACGUGAGGCUGCCCCAGGAUGGGUUGGUGCAGGUCACCUACGUCUGGAUUGAUGGUAGUGGUGAGGGUGUGCGCUGCAAAAGCAGGACCCUUGACAAGGAGCCCAAGAGUAUCGAAGAUGUCCCCGAGUGGAAUUUCGAUGGCUCCAGCACGGCGCAGGCAGAGGGCUCCAACAGCGACAUGUUCCUGGUGCCCGUCCGCAUGUUCAGGGACCCUUUUUGCCUGGACCCCAACAAGCUGGUGCUCUGCGAAGUGCUGAAGUACAACAGGAAACCCGCAGAGACCAACCUGAGACACACGUGCAAGAAAGUCAUGGACUUGGUUAAGGACAGCCAUCCCUGGUUCGGGAUGGAGCAGGAGUACACGCUGCUGGGCAUCAACGGCCACCCCUACGGCUGGCCCGACAACGGCUUCCCUGGCCCACAGGGCCCCUAUUACUGCGGGGUUGGAGCAGAUAAGGUGUACGGGCGUGAUAUCGUGGAGUCCCACUACAAGGCAUGCCUCUAUGCGGGGGUGAAGAUCUGUGGCACCAACGCAGAGGUGAUGCCCUCCCAGUGGGAAUUCCAGGUGGGCCCAUGCGAAGGCAUCGAGAUGGGUGAUCACCUUUGGAUGGCUCGGUUUAUCCUCCACCGCGUCUGCGAGGACUUUGGGGUUGUGGCUACUCUGGACCCCAAACCGAUGACCGGCAACUGGAAUGGCGCUGGGUGUCACACCAACUACAGCACUGAGGAGAUGCGGAGAGAAGGGGGUCUUAAACACAUCGAAGCCGCCAUCGAGAAGCUGAGCAAGCGGCACGACUACCACAUCUGUGUCUACGACCCGCGGGGCGGCAGGGACAAUUCCCGGCGGCUCACUGGCCACCACGAGACAUCCAACAUCUUUGAGUUCUCCGCCGGCGUGGCCAACCGAGGUGCCAGCAUCCGCAUCCCGCGCCAGGUUGGCCAAGAUGGCUACGGCUACUUCGAGGAUCGGCGGCCAGCAGCCAACUGCGACCCCUACGCGGUCACUGAGGCCAUCAUGAGGACAACGGUGCUCAACGAGACCGGGGUGGAGACCAAGGACUAUACUGACCACUGAGGCUGUGGGGUGGGUGGAGGUUUUUGUUUCUACACUAGCUUCUCACGUGGGAUUUGUGCCCGUGUGGUGUCCUCAGCUGCAAGCUCAGACUCUUUAGGAACCUCGCUUCUGGUUUUGUGAAACGUCGCCUUAGAAAUAUAUAUAUUUUAUAGUAACAGGGAGGGGCCCAACUUAUUUUCUCAACCACUUUUUUUUCUGGUUCCUGGUUUUAGGUUGUAUGCGGGGAGGUUUUUUUUUUAAAACUUGGAUUGAAUUUUUUUUCCGAUGGACUUUACACUGUGAUGUACAUAGAUCCCUACGUGGAAGCUGCAGCUGCUGCUGUUUGCACCUGGGGAGGGCGGGUGCUUUUUUCCGUAUCUCUGUUGCAAGGAAAUGAUAAUAAAUAAUUUUCCUGGCUGCGUGGCAGCCGGGUUAUGCUGCGGCGGGUGCAUUUUUAUGUAGCUCCUAGAGCUCUGUGGAGGAUUUAAUCUGGGUCUUGCUGGAGGGUUGCAGCCACUGAGCAGCCUGCAUCGGCCCCAGGCAGGGGCUGGAGGAACAGAGAUGCUGGAAGAUCCUUGGGGCAGGUGCCUGGAGCUGCCUUGCCCCAUUUGCCGGUGGCCAAAAGGCCAUCUCCCUCCAUCGUGAUCCCCUGAAAGGCAAACAGAGUGACGCAGCCCGAGCAAACAGCGGCUGGGGCAGCAGCUGGCAGGCGUUUACAUAGGGUGUGCGCCGCUGAGUCAGCGAAGCCGGCCCGGCGCUGGGCACAGCGAGCGGCAGCUGUCUCCUCUGGGGACGCCUUUGGGUGAGGGAGGGGAGCCUGGGGACAUCCCCCUGCUGCACCCCAGGGCAGCACCCUGCUGAACCACAGGGACACGGUGUGGCUCCUUGUGUUGGAGCGUCUUUAAAGAGGGGGGUCAUAGAUGGUAUUCAUGGAGCAAAACCCCCAGGCAGGGCAUUUCCAUGUAGAUGGGGUGUCAACAGCAUCUCUAAGGGCCAGGCCCGUGGGGUCCCUCCAUGCCACAGCUGUGGGGAGGAGUCAGACGUGGGCAGAGGGGACAGCUCUCUGGUCCCAGGGACACUGUGAGCAGGCAGGUCCCUGGGACAGACCUGCAGGAUGCGACCCAGCUGCAGUCACCAAGGAGAGGGUUACCUGGAGGUGAGUGGUACCAGUAGCACAGACAGGGGACAUCAUGUCCACUCCAGUGCACUCACGGGGAUUUUGAAACUGGUUUUACCUUUCUCUUUGAAUCUAACGCAGGUGACAAGGUGAAAUGGAGAACCCCGAGUCCCUCCUGCAGGUCAUGGUGCUGCCAGCAGAGCGGGGAGCGAGGGCAGUGGCAGCCGGGGAGGGGGCCGUGCCCUGGACCGGAGCGCUCAGUGUCUCUGAGCUGUUGAAGAAUAAAUGUAGCCUGGUCCCCACCCUAAGAAUGAUAAAUUUUCCUUCCAGAAAUUGCUGUUUGGGAUGCUUAAUGUUUUUCACCAAAACCACAACACUGUCUCAUUCCUAUGAUGUCUUUAAUGGGUAAUUUGAGCACUGGGACAAGCGACUGCUGGAUGCAGCUGGAAAAUCAAUAAAGAACUAAAUCUGGA